Molecule: messenger RNA, 204 nt
Organism: Linum trigynum
Lineage: Eukaryota; Viridiplantae; Streptophyta; Magnoliopsida; Malpighiales; Linaceae
Source: the annotation of a GenBank genome assembly
AUGGCGGAGGUGAUGCUUCCAUAUGAUCAUGCGAAGAAGAACCUGCUGCUGAAUGAGAAUGAGUUGCAGAAUGGGAGGCGUCUGUAUUGGAUGAAGAGGAAACAGUACCAGUUGAGGAGGAGGAGACACCUGGAGUGGAAAGGGCCGAUGGGGAAGCUUCAGAAUAUGAAGGGGAAUUAUUAUGGCCCGCCGAGGGAGUACUAG